Cydia pomonella (codling moth) is the source of this 5413-nucleotide messenger RNA. RefSeq lists its product as uncharacterized. The record is from RefSeq and is a predicted model, not a curated record. The coding region runs from base 1028 to 4501 and encodes 1157 amino acids. Lineage: Eukaryota; Metazoa; Arthropoda; Insecta; Lepidoptera; Tortricidae. The transcript has 7 exons.
AUUUUUCGCCAAUCUGAUUAAAUUGUCUAAUCAAAUCAGGUUUUGCGGACGCAAACGCCAAUUUGGCUCGCCGAUUUCGUAUUGCCGAUAAAAUGGAAGUGCGGACGCAAGCAUACCAAUUUGAGACGCUAGUAUUUGCAUUUGGGGGAUUUUUUUAAAUUUAGAGCGCUCGAAUAUCACCAUAAAUCUAAAAAGUGUUAUUAAAUGGGUGAUUGACGCUAAUUUAUUUUCUGAUCAAAUCGAAAUAUCUGGACUGAGUUUAAAAAAAAUUGUUCUUUAAAAAUACCGUUGUAAAUCAUAAAAAUUAAAGAAAGGUGGUAGGUUCAGCCAACAUAAAUUCUGAAAAAUCGUAGUUGCCAAAAAACAUUAAAGCAAUCUUGAGGCAUUUCUCUAGUAACUUCAUUGAUUCGAAACCUGAUUGAACAACUUUCGCUCGAUGGAAAUAAUCACAAAUCAUAAAUAAAUACAUUUGGGGACAAUCCUACACACACCGACCUAGCCCCAAACUAAGCAAAGCUUGUACUAUGGGUACUAGGCGACGACUUACAUACUUAUAUACAUAGAGAACAAAUAUCUGUCUUCAUCACACAAAUAAAUGCCCUUACCAGGAUUCGAACCCGGGACCAUCAGCUUCAUAGCCAGGGUCACUACCCAAUAGGCGAUACCGGUCGUCAUCAGAUUAAUUAGAUAUACACAAAAUUAAUUAUAUUACACUUAGUAGAACAUACAGCUCUUUGGUAGAUUUACUACCAACGUAUGGCAACAUUGUCAAAUGUCACCGUUAUCUCCUAUGUUCGUUAUCAACUAGUGUCAAAAUCACGUCAAACGUCAAAAUCAAAUUAGAAAAUUUAGAAAUUACCGGUCGAGCACUGUGGAAUCUUCUUUUGUUUUAUUUAGUAAAUGUAUUACUUAUGUGUACGGGAGAAUAUAAACCAAAAGGUAUCUUCAUAUUUGCUGGACAAAAUCGAGCUAAGUGCCUUCUGUGAUCACUGGUUACCUAACACCUAUACAGUAGGUCGUUGACAUAAUGACAACAUACUCCAUAAGCUUGGAUGAUGUGGAUCUCGCGCUGCUGCCUCUGCGCACACACUCAUACAACAACUUCUUGAAGAAGGAAAUCUACCAGUUUCAAGUGAUGAAGACUGCAUCGUGUGAAGUUACAGCGCCAGAGCCCCCCAUUUUCUACACGUGUCAUAUAUGUGCGAUCGAAGUACCAACAGCGUUCGCGGGCGAACACGCCGCGAGCCAAAAACAUAAAGCGAAUGUUCGCAUAGCGUGCGUAGCGGCGGAACGAAUGCGUGCCUUUAUCUCCGCUCUCCCUCCAACUUACGCUACUAGACCCUGUGCACGCUUCUGCGUAAAUUGCUCGAAGGAGGCUGAUGAGGACCACGAAAAGACAAAUGAACACCGCGUCUCUGUGAUGCUUGAUAGCUUGCUAUGGGAUCUGAUGAAAGCAUACGUUCAAGAUCAUGAUGAAUCCAAAUCUAAUAGAGAGUUUCAAAGUAAGGAAACAAACGGAAAUAAUCAAAGCAAAAUUAACAAUCAUAAACAAGAUGAAGUAAUAAUUAAUCAAGUAGAGGGGAACGAUAAAAAUAAUAACGAUAUAGUUGACGAGCCUAUAAAUAACAAUCAACCAACAAAACCAAUAGAAGAUAUAGUAGAAGUAGACGAACAAGAGGGAAAACUAGUUGAGAAUAAUUGUGAAGUCAAUGAUAACUCAGAGAAAUCUAGUGAAGAUAAUGUUACAGUUAACAUCGCUGACAAUAUCGACAUAAACAACAAAAUCGAAGAAAAAACAAAUAAGGAACAUAUUUUGAGACACGAAAAAGAUGACUAUGGAGAUGAGUUACGCAAAUUUAUAGAUGAUAAAAAUUCAUUUGAGUAUAAGGAGUUAGUUAAAAUAAGUAUAAAGUUAAACGAUAAUAUAAUAAACAACAUUGAUAGUGAUAAUUAUCACAGCUAUGACAGAACGUGUGACGAUGGUAGUUUACACUGCAUACUGUGUGAUUACGUUCUCAAUGAUAAAGACGCUGAAAUCCAUAAAUAUGAUUCAGAACAUGUGCGUCGAGUUUCUAACUUGGGAAACGAUGGUCAUUACAUAAGAGAGAUAAAUGAAUUCUAUAGUCAUUGUAUUCUAUGUAAUCUAAAAAUCCAAAACAUGGACUUGGAAUUACACAGGCAAUCAGCAACUCACAACGUAAAAGAAUAUUUGUACACUAACACUCGUUCUGAAAUUAUCAAGGAACACAAAGAAGCCGAAAUGUGCAAUGUAAAACAAGAGACACUCAGUGAAAAUGGAAAACUUGAGCAUUGUGAGGAAUUCAAUGAAAAUGAUAGCCUUGAAGAAUACUUUAUAGUCAAUGUUAAUUACGAUUGGGAGGAAGAAAGUGCAAAUGAAGAAACCAAUGAUAACCUGGAAAAAUACUUUGAAAAUAAUGAACUCAAAAAUUUAUUCGAGGAACAUAGUGAAUCUCAAGAACUCGAUGAUAACCUGGAGGGACACAGUGAAAAUGAAGAGUCAAAUAACUUGGAGGAAUACUGUGAAAAAUGUAAUGCUUGUCUAAAAGAACUCGUGGAUAAAUUUGAGGAAUACAAUGAAAAUGAAGGUCAUGAAAAAAAUACAAAGGAAUUUAGCGAAAAUAAAGAGUAUUACAGUAACAAUGAAGAACCCAUACAUCAUCUGGAGCAAUACUGUGGAAAUAAACCCCAUGACAACCUACAUUCAUACAAAGAACCAGAAAAGCACGAAGACAAUGAAGAAUUCGGUGAUAACUUGGAUGAAUGUAACAUAAAAGAAGAAGUUGAUUAUAAUUCACAGGAAUGCAGUGAAAAUGAAGAAUCUAAUGAUGAACUAGUGGCACGCAACGAAGAAUUUGAGAAUAACUCGAACGACGAAUACAAUGAAUAUGAAGACUCCGAAGAUAAUUGGGAGGACUACAGUGAAAAUAAAGAGCUCAAUGACAAAGUUGUGAAAUUAACAGAUGACAUCACUACCAAUAUUAUGGUAAAAAUCGAUCAACUAACAACUAAUCGGAAAGAAGACAAAAUAGAACGGAAACGAGAGGAAAUUAAAAAAAACAUAGUAAAAUAUGACUCACAGAAAUAUGCAGAAGAACUACGCAAAUAUAUAGACGUUAAAGAUUCUUUCGAAUUCAAAGAAACUUAUAUUAAGGCACAAAUAAGGAUAAAAGACAGUAUUUUAAAAACGUACAGUGACCGGUUUCACGGUUAUAAUAGACUGUGCGACCAAGGCACUAUAAAAUGUAUGGUUUGCGAUUGCAUUUUCAAUGAAGAACAUGGUGAAGAUCAUAAAUUUGAUUCGAAUCAUAUGCGAAAAAUUGCGAACUUAGGAGAAGAUGGUCAUUAUAUCAGAGAGAUCAAUGAAACACACAGUCACUGUAUUUUAUGCAAUUUGAAAAUUGAAAACAUAAACAUGGCAACACACAAAGAGUUAUUUUCUCAUAAAUUUUGCCAAAGAUUGUUUACUAGAAACGCUACUACAAAAGUUAAUGAAGAAGUCAUUGCGAAAGACGGCACUGAAAUACAUCAUAGCCCCCCAGUAAUCAAUCAAUCAAUCAAGAAUUGUGAAUCUAAUUGCCAUUCAGAAAAUCAUGAUGCAGAUCAAGAGUUAAAAGUUGAGAAUGUUGAAAUCAACGAAAUUAACAAAACAAGCACUGAAGAACCUAAUAUUAUUCAAGCGACAAAAGAUCAGAACGUUCUAGUUACUAACAACGAUGUAGAAACUGUCGACGCUAAAGUUGUAAUAGGAAGCAGCACCAAUUCCAUUGAGUUAACAAAAGCAGUAAACACAGUUAAAACUAACCACCAUUGUGAUUCAAAAGAUUAUGGAGACGAACUACGCAAAUUUAUAGAUAGUAAAUGUUUUUUCGAGUUCGAUGAAAGGUCCAACGUGAUACGUGUUAUGAUGGAUGAUGAAAUGAUAAGUAUUUACAGCGAUCAUUUCCACAGUUUUGAUAGGACAUAUUACGGCGGUAGAUUGAAAUGCAUAGUUUGUGAUUGCAUUUUAAAAUUUGAAGAGGCUGAGGAACACAAAUACGACCCAAAACAUAUCCGUAGAGUCCUAAACUUAGGAAAUGAUCAACAUUAUCUAAGAAAGAUAGACGAAUCAUACAGCCAUUGCAUUCUAUGUAACUUGAAGAUUAAAAACGAAAAUCUGGAUAAACACAAGCGCGUCUUACUACACACAAUAAAAAAAGAUCUCUACACCAGCAAGACCAAAAAUACAAACAAAGAAGUCACAACUGAAAAAAACGUUAAUGAAAUUAAAAAUGGCGAUGGAGUAUCUAAUGAGAAAAAUGUAACUACUGCUGUAGGUCCGAUAAAAACGAUUGAUACAAUCGUUGGUACCAAAAUUGAACAUCCAUAUGAAAUAACGGCGACAGGUACACUACGUUGCAUGGUUUGCGAUUGCCAAGUGCCGAACGGUGUCCAAAAUAGAGAAGAGCAUGUCAGGGGUUUGAGGCACCGUAAUCUGAUAUGACAUAGAUAUGCAUAGUUCAACGAUAAAUAUUUAUUUCUUCAUCAACAACAGUUACUUUUCACAGCAGUAUACUUCAAUAGUACAUUACGAUACAAGUGCGAAAAAUAGGAAAUUCGAAACGAGUGGCGAUAAAUUAAAACACGACCGAGGGGAGUGUUUUAAAUCGACACGAGUUGCGAAUUACCUAUUCGCACAUGUAUCGUACAACGUUUUACAGUACAUAUGGCCCUUUAAAUGUUCGACACAGUAACGUAAUAUGCUAAUUUUCGCACUAGUGCGGUAAAGUAGCACCAUAUGUACUGUAAAUUUAGUUUGUAAAACAGUUUUUGUAAGUUCAUGCCGUUAAAAUUGUGUAAAAUGUAUUUCGUAUAAAUAUAACUCACCCUUAACCGACUUUAUUCUUUCUGUUCUCCGUGCGGAAAUCGACACCUUUCGGCAAACGUUGCACUUCGUUUAAGUUAGGGCUUUCUGGCCUCGUAGAACAGAAAUAUAGUAUUAUACAAACCUAGGGCUCCGAGGUAUAAAAAUAUUUCAUGUUUGUCGAACGCGAAUUACGUGUGACUUACUUUACUGCCCUAGGUAUGAAAUAUACUAUUAUCGUUUUACUCUACUGGUGUCUUUUAUAUCAGAUAAUUUUUGUAUGAUUUAACGUUGUAGAGAAACGAUAAUAAUAUUUUUUUUUAAUUCACGUCGUUUAAUGAUUCAGAGACGCCAUAGAUAUCGCAGCUUUUUAUACAGGGAGAUUUUUUUUAAUGAUAAAUAUUUUUAUGAUUUUCAUUUUAGUUUCGUUUAUUUUUAGAUUUGUUUGUAUCGUGUUAUUUAUUUCUAUACUCAUUAGAUUACUAUAAUAAUUGCCUAGUGCCUACCUAUUUAAAUAUUUUUGUUGUUUGUAAUAAAGUGAUUUGUACCCCA